AUGAUGCAGUUACUUCGAUCCCCAUUUCAGACCUCUAUCAAACAAUUGGCGCGAAUAGUACGGCCGGCAACUGGUGCAGUCGGUAAUAUCGAACAUAGAACAUUUUGUGCAACCAUGUUUACUUCUCGUGCCGCUCUGAUACGGUUCAGUACCAGUGGAAGAAGUACUGUUUCCGCACCUCAGAGCUGGAUUGUAGCUUCCAGAAAAUACUGCAGCAAAAAUGAUUCUAGUUCCGAAGAUCCCGCGGAACCUCCCGCAGAAUCGGCGAAUUAUACAAAUCAGCUUCCCGCAACUGUCGCGAUACCUGAAGUUUGGCCACAUCUGCCCGUUAUAGCGACGAAACGAAAUCCUGUUUUUCCACGGUUCAUGAAAAUUCUCGAGGUGACAAAUCCAAUGUUGAUUGAUCUCGUACGUAGGAAAGUGAAGUUGAACCAACCGUACGUUGGUAUUUUUCUGAAAAGGGACGAUGAUAACCCGAAUGAAGUAAUGGAAACUAAGAAGGAAGUGUAUGACAUUGGAACAUUCGCUCAAAUCCAGGAAAUGCAAGACCUUGGGGACCGUUUGCGGCUGGUGGUAACAGCACAUCGAAGGAUAAAAAUUAUUGGUCAACUGUACGAGGAUCUUGAUGCACCUGCCAUUAGUAAGGAAAUGACAAUAAAAUAUCCGUACUUUAACACGCAAAUCGCCGUCUCGGUAGACGAACCGGAUGCGGAAAAGCGUCGGCGAAAGCACAAACUACGAAAUAAACAAAUGCGCAAUGCCAACAACGACCACACGACUGAUGGAACUUUACUAGAGGAAGCUCCAAAGCGUCGAUUGCUUAAAGAAGGUGAACAGCAACCGCUGCUUAUGGUGGAGGUGGAGAAUGUGAAACACGAGAACUUCAAAAAUACGGAAGAAGUUAAGGCACUUACUCAGGAAGUGAUAAAAACUAUUCGAGAUAUCAUUACCAUGAAUCCGUUGUAUCGCGAAAGUCUACAGCAAAUGCUACACCAAAACCAACGAGUCGUUGACAACCCAGUAUAUCUGUGUGAUUUGGGCGCUUCUUUAUCAGCUGCCGAGCCAGCUGAAUUACAAGAGAUAUUAGAAGAGCUGGACAUACCUAAGCGAUUAAUGCUUUCCUUGUCGCUGUUGAAGAAAGAACUUGAACUUUCGAAGCUGCAGGCAAAGAUUGGGCGGGAAGUGGAGGAGAAGGUGAAACAACAACACCGUAAGUACAUACUGCAAGAACAGUUGAAAGUCAUUAAGAAAGAGCUGGGAAUCGAAAAAGAUGAUAAGGACGCUAUUGGAGAAAAAUAUCGAGAGCGCAUCAAAGAUAAAGUGGUUCCGAAAGCUGUUGCGGAUGUAAUCGAGGAGGAACUUACCAAAUUGAACUUCUUGGAAAGCCAUAGUUCCGAGUUUAAUGUGACACGAAACUAUUUGGAUUGGCUAACCACACUUCCAUGGGGUUUGACGAGCGAAGAAAACUUGGACAUUGAUCAAGCCUGUAAAAUAUUAGACGAAGAUCAUUAUGGAAUGGAUGACAUCAAAAAGCGCAUUUUGGAGUUUAUAGCUGUUAGUCAACUGAAAGGUACGACACAGGGCAAAAUCUUAUGUUUCCACGGACCACCUGGCGUGGGCAAAACGAGCAUAGCACGCUCGAUCGCGAAAGCGCUUAACAGAGAAUACUUCCGGUUCAGUGUGGGCGGAAUGACGGAUGUGGCGGAAAUCAAGGGUCAUCGGCGAACGUACGUUGGUGCAAUGCCAGGCAAGUUGAUACAGUGUUUGAAAAAGACGAAGACUGAAAAUCCACUUGUUUUAAUCGACGAAGUUGAUAAGAUUGGAAGAGGCUAUCAAGGCGAUCCAAGUUCUGCGCUAUUGGAGUUGCUGGAUCCUGAGCAGAAUGUAAAUUUUCUUGAUCAUUAUCUUGAUGUGUCCGUGGAUCUGUCAAAAGUUUUAUUCAUCUGCACAGCCAAUGUGAUCGAUACAAUUCCCGAACCGUUACGCGAUCGUAUGGAAAUGAUCGACAUGUCGGGCUACGUGGCGGAAGAGAAAGUGGCAAUUGCCAAACAGUACCUCAUUCCUCAAGCCAAACGCGACAGCGGAGUUGAAGAUAAACACAUAGCGAUAACAGACGAUGCAUUGAAUGUAUUAAUCAAAAGCUACUGUCGCGAGUCAGGUGUACGUAAUUUACAGAAGCAAAUCGAAAAAAUUGUACGGAAAGUGGCAUUUAAGGUCGUGCGGAAAGAGGCUGAAUUCAUGGAGGUUUCAGGUUCGAAUCUCAGCGAUUUGCUAGGCAAACCGAUUUUCACCCAUGACCGAAUGUACGAAACAACUCCACCCGGUGUGGUGAUGGGUCUUGCGUGGACAGCAAUGGGCGGUUCAGCAUUAUAUAUUGAAACAGCAAAGCGUAAAUUAAUGGAAGCGUUGGAUGAUGGGAAUAUAAAACAGUCUCCGGGUGAUGGAUCGUUGGAACUUACCGGUCAUCUGGGUGAUGUGAUGAAGGAAUCCGCUCGGAUAUCGCUUACUGUGGCACGGAACUUUAUAAAACAAUCGGAUCCUUCUAAUAACUUCUUGGAAUCCAGCCACAUACACCUUCACGUCCCUGAAGGUGCAACACCGAAGGAUGGACCUAGCGCGGGAGUGACGAUCGUUAGUGCAUUGCUUUCACUGGCCAAGGGUCAACCAAUUCGGCAGAAUGUAGCAAUGACCGGGGAAGUUUCCCUGAUGGGAAAAGUGUUACCUGUCGGAGGAAUCAAAGAGAAAACGAUAGCAGCUAAGCGUAGCGGUGUUAGCUGCAUCAUUUUGCCGGAAGAAAACAAGAAAGACUUCACUGACUUGCCCAGCUUCAUUACGGAAGGAUUAGAAGUACAUUAUGCUAGAACCUACGCAGAUGUUUACCGUAUUGUGUUCCCUGAGGUUUAG
This is a messenger RNA of Anopheles marshallii, 2904 nucleotides long. It is a transcript of the gene Lon, whose product is annotated as lon protease homolog, mitochondrial. The record is from RefSeq and is a predicted model, not a curated record. Gene Ontology annotation, biological process: mitochondrion organization; protein catabolic process; protein quality control for misfolded or incompletely synthesized proteins. The transcript has 8 exons. Gene Ontology annotation, molecular function: single-stranded DNA binding; ATP binding; ATP hydrolysis activity. Gene Ontology annotation, cellular component: mitochondrial matrix. NCBI's taxonomy places the organism in Eukaryota, Metazoa, Arthropoda, Insecta, Diptera, Culicidae. Bases 1 to 2904 code for a protein of 967 amino acids.